Molecule: messenger RNA, 2781 nt
Organism: Metarhizium acridum CQMa 102
Lineage: Eukaryota; Fungi; Ascomycota; Sordariomycetes; Hypocreales; Clavicipitaceae
Source: RefSeq, a predicted model, not a curated record
AUGAAGUUUGCCAAGGAGCUCGAGAGAGAUGCUGUCCCAGAAUGGCGCAUCAAGUACCUCAACUAUAAGGCUGGCAAGAAGUACGUUAAAGCCGUCUCACGAGCACUCAAUAGAACACCGAGGGCAUCUGCAAACCGUACUCAGUCCUUGUUUCGAUCGAGCAACCAUGGCCGAACAUCAAUCUUGCCCACCUCAACGUCUGGCCCAGCUCCCCGGGCUUCAAAUCGAAGCAAUGGAUCUGCUACUCCUGGAUCAAAUCCCAUCCCAAUUGCUGCCCAAGCAGACGAGGACGAAGCAUUGAGAGGCGACGGCAACGACCUGCACUAUGGGAGCUUUGUGCCGACGCCGCCAAAUCAUAGCCCAUUGAGGCAAAGCGAGGACAAGGUCAGUCAUGACUUUGCAUUGCCGGCACCCGCCAUCAGUGCCUCCGACGCCUCGGGACUUUUGAGACCGACCACAACGAUGAAGAGUCGCAGCACAGUUCCCACACAACGACGGGCUUCAACGGCCGAUUCUGUGACUCCUAGGAAUGACACAGUCGAACAGUCUCCUGCGGCACGACGACGGUCAAUAACUGGAGGUGCCUUGGCAGAGUCGCCAUCACAAUUACGGCGAAUUCUUUCAAAUGCAUAUGGCCCAAUGAAACGAGAUAUGCCGUGGAUGGAUGGUGGGAUCAAUGAAUUUGACCUGGUGCGAGAGAGGGAAAGAGAAUUCUAUGCAUUUUUAGACUCGGAACUGGAAAAAGUCGAGUCCUUUUACAAGCUCAAGGAGGACCAAGCUGGGCAACGACUCGCUCUGUUACGAGAACAGCUUCAUGAAAUGCGAAACCGACGCAUUCGCGAAAUAGCCUCGAAUCAUGACAAUGACCCUGACAAUGGCCACUACACCGACGCCGAGAACUCCAAGGACAACCUCAAUGGAUGGGUUCAACCGCUCAAGGCUAAGAUCUUCCCGCCGGGACCCAACACCAAGGCGCUUCGGAACAUGCCCAACACACCAUACCUUCCAGCAAGCGCAUCAGCCGGUGAUGCAACGAGAGACUAUAGCAGGCGACGGCAAAAGGAGGACGUGUCGUAUCGAACGGCCAAGCGCAAGUUGAAAUUGGCUUUGCAGGAAUUCUACCGUGGGCUGGAACUUCUCAAGUCGUAUGCACUUCUGAAUCGGACUGCGUUUCACAAGCUCAACAAGAAGUUUGACAAGGCUGUUAAUGCCCGGCCGGCGUUGCGCUACAUGAAUGAAAAGGUCAACACGGCCUGGUUUGUGAAUAGUGACACUCUUGAUGGGCACAUCAAGGCAGUGGAAGAUCUGUACGCCCGGUACUUUGAACGUGGCAAUCACAAACUUGCGGCCGGCAAGCUCAGAAGUCUUUCGAAGCGCUCAAGAAGUGAAUCCGGAAGUUCAUUUAUCAACGGAUUUCUCAUUGGUUGCGGCCUUAUUUUCACUGUCGAGGGCUUGGUAUCCGGCUCACAGCUGCUUUUCGACAGCGAUGCCGACCUUCGAAUCCAAACCAGCUACCUACUGCAGUUAUACGCGGGAUACUUCCUCAUGCUCUUCAUGUUCUCCUUCUUUUGCAUCAAUUGUUUUAUAUGGACCAAAAACAAGAUCAACUACCGGUUUAUUUUCGAGUUUGACCAGCGAAGCGUGCUUGAUUGGCGGCGACUUGCAGAGUUCCCGAGCUUCUUUUUACUACUAUUCGGUAUUUUUAUGUGGAUGAACUUUAGCCGAUACGGUCCGGAUUGGCUCUAUACUUACUAUCCUGUGUUUUUGAUUUCCAUCACCGCCGCCAUUAUACUCUUCCCUGGACCGACGCUGUCUCACAAGAGCCGCUCAUGGUUUGUCUAUGCUCAUAAUAUCGAACUAUUCUUCUGUCUAUACGCCAACAAAUGGGACAACCCACCGCAAUGUAACUCGAAUCAUUCCCGGCUCUUAGGCUUCUUCAUGGCGCUGCCGCCCAUCUGGCGCUUGUUCCAAUGUAUCCGCAGAUACAAGGACACUUGCAAUGUGUUUCCCCAUCUUGUCAACGGCGGCAAGUACAUAAUGACCAUUAUAUCUACCGUGAUGCUCUCCCUGUACCGUAUCAACGGCACCCGCUCCAACCUAGCCCUCUACGUAGCAUUUUCCACCAUUAACGGUAUAUACGUCUCUAUAUGGGAUCUCUUCAUGGACUUUUCUCUCCUGCAAACUGACGCACGGCACUUUGCGUUGCGCGACAUCCUGGCCUUCAAACGCCGCUGGCCGUACUACUUCAUCAUGGUUGUCGACCCCUUGCUCCGUUUCGCGUGGAUCUUCUACGCCAUCUUCACCCACGACCUUCAGCACUCAACCCUAGUCGCCUUUGUCGUGUCCUUUGUCGAGAUUGUCCGCCGCGGACUGUGGGCUCUUUUCCGCGUUGAAAAUGAACACUGCGCCAACGUCUCCCAGUACAAGGCGUCCCGCGACGUCCCGCUCCCAUAUCGCAUUGAACCGCUCAUGGACCGCGCCAGUGAAGAAACGUCUCCUGUGUUGACGAGCGACGAGCCCAGGCACGAGUUGGCGCAGUCGACGGGCGGCUCUACGGCCGUGGCGUCGACACUGGGCGCGUUGCGCCGGCGCGCGGAUACGAUUAGCGCGCGGUCGUUUUCCAAGAUCCUUGCCGAGGCGCACAAACAGGAUUUUGUGAAGAGGCGCAAGCCAGGUGAAGCAGCGGAGGGCGAAGCCGUCGAGCAGAGCGACGACGAGGACGACGAGGAAGAUGAGGCCGAGGCAGCGAGCUUGUUGGAGGCCGGUGAGGCUAGAGGUUGA